Racocetra persica is the source of this 1088-nucleotide messenger RNA. Lineage: Eukaryota; Fungi; Glomeromycota; Glomeromycetes; Diversisporales; Gigasporaceae. The record is from the annotation of a GenBank genome assembly.
CACCAUAUUAUAAUUCUGAAGGAAUCAAUACUUUAAGCGGUAUUACUCUAUUUUCUGCAGCAACAUUAGGUCUUCAUUUUAAUCACGCAAGGAUUGUGCCAUACAAAUCUUUCAUGUGGAACCUCCUUGAAUAUUUAUUAGAGACAGUCUCCAGAACAUCCAAUUUCAGAAGCUAUUCGCUUUUAGGAUCAUUGAAAAUAGUCUGGAACGAAGUGCUUAAGCGUAUUAGGUGGCAUUGGGAAAGAAACGAACCUAUACCCGAUAUUAACAUAUAUAACUGGUCUGAUAAUUCAAAUUCAUCACUUUUUAAUUGUGAUAAAGAUGCUUCAACUAUCAAAAAUAAAAAUGGUUUAUCAUUAAAUAAAAAUGACAAUACCGCUGUUGGAAUUGAUAUGCGGUUCAACCUUGUUCAUCAAAAACUGUGCAUGAUUAAUUGUUGUAUCGAACGUCUACGGAAAUCUAAAAAAAAUACUUCAACAUUAUCUACAAGUUUUAAUUCAUCUAAAGAACAAUUGCCCGAAAGUAACUCUUUUGAGUCUAUAAAGCCAGAUAAAUCUUCUGACUUGGAUCCAAAAAUGACAAGCUCAGAUAAUUUUCUGGUUCGACUCUUUGAUCGUAUUACGGAGGAUGAUGAUAAUAUAGAUCCUUCGGCGUCAUUGGUAUUUGUGAGACCAGAGAAUUCAAAUGGUGCUACUCACGCUGAUAUAAGCACGACUACUGCCACUAAUGGAGAAAAAUAUUCGAAUCAUGUUCAUUCUCGCAGCAUAGAUUUUGUAUCAUUGCCUCCAGAUUAUGAUGGUUCUUCAGAAGACGAUUUCGUUGAUCCGAUAAAUGAGGUUCCAGCUGUUCCUCUACGAAUUCCUAAAAGUUCGAAAAAUCAUAAAUUUAGUUCACGACGGUCAUCAUCAAUUUCCCAGGGUCAAUCCUAUUCAUCCACGCCACCGUCUUUUUCUGAUCAAUCAGAUCCAAACCAAAUUUCGUCAUUGACAGAAUCUUACGUAAAACUUGAUUACUCAGCCAGUAUGGAGUCGAAUAGAGGAUUUGAUAAGGAAAAACUUACAGUAAACGAGGAUGAAGUUUAUAGGGAG